Molecule: messenger RNA, 2307 nt
Organism: Aaosphaeria arxii CBS 175.79
Lineage: Eukaryota; Fungi; Ascomycota; Dothideomycetes; Pleosporales
Product: glycoside hydrolase family 3 protein
Exons: 4
Coding region: 1-2307 (768 amino acids)
Biological process (GO): glucan catabolic process
Molecular function (GO): beta-glucosidase activity
Source: RefSeq, a predicted model, not a curated record
AUGCAUAUCUCUGGUGUUUUCAAUCUCACGCCUCUAGUGUUCAUCAUCAAGCUGUCAGCAGCUGAUCCAGGUGCUCCCAUCCCCCCUACAGCAUGGUCAGCAGCAUCGAAAAAAGCCAGUGACUUUGUGUCCCAACUUGAUCUAUCUGAGAAGAUUGGCAUUGUUUCUGGUGGGUAUAACACACCCAGCCUACCGUGCGUGGGGGCAAUUGGUGCAGUGAAACGCCUUGGGUUCAAUGGUCUUUGUCUAUCGGAUGGACCGACUGGAUAUUCUCGUUCAGACGGCGCUAGUGUCUUUCCAUCUGGCAUCACCACUGCUGCGACAUGGGACAAACAUCUCAUGUACGAGCGGGCCGUAGCACUUGGAGAGGAGUUCAAGGCCAAAGGAGCCCAUGUUCAUCUUGGCCCAUCGACCGGCCCGUUGGGUCGCAGUGCUCGUGCUGGCCGCAAUUGGGAGAGUUUUGGCCCGGAUCCGUAUUUAGCAGGUGUUGCAAUGGAUGCGUCUGUUCGAGGCAUUCAGUCUCGCACGAAUACCACUCUCGACGACGGCACCAUUAUCGAGGGGAUAUCUUCAAACAUCGACGAUCGAACCCUUCAUGAGCUCUACAUCUGGCCUUUCGCAAACAGUGUUCACGCGGGAACGUCUAGCAUCAUGUGUGCGUAUAAUCGGGUUAAUGGAAAUUAUUCCUGUGCCAAUUCGAAUAUCCUUCAAACAAUAUUGAAGGAUGAACUCGCGUUCCCUGGUUAUAUUGUCUCAGACUGGUAUGCCACACACUCGACAGCCGAUUCCGCAAAUACGGGACUUGAUAUGGAGAUGCCGGGUAACGUGAGUGCACUUGCCGGUCCGGCCUUUUUUGGGACCCCACUUCUUGAGGCAGUGAAUGGUGGAAUGGUGAACCAGAGCCGCCUAGAUGACAUGGCAAAGAGAGUCAUGGCGCCGUACUUUCUACUCGGUCAGGAUCAGAAUUAUCCCACGGUAGAUCCUUCAAGUGGUGCCGUUUUUUCUGUCUACCAGUACGGCCAUGGCUAUAGCCUCCCUUUCACGUAUCCAGAGGUCGAAGCUCGCGGUGUACGCGGAAAUCACUCGGACAUUAUCCGACAAGUCGGAGCGGCUGGAACUGUGCUUCUCAAGAACAAAAAUGGCGCGUUGCCACUAAAAGAUCGCAUGAACAUAGGUUUGUUUGGCAACGAUGUUUCAUAUCCGGUCGUUGGUUCUGUCUUCCGCGAUAUAGGGGAUAGCCCAGAAGGCUACGAGAUGGGCACUCUUGACGUUGGGGGUGGCUCUGGUACCGUGAGGCAUACGAAAUUGGUAACACCACUAGAAGCGAUCCAGAAACGCGUGGAGUCUACAGGAGGACGAGUUCAAAUGCUGUUCGAUAACGACAUCGUGGCCGGAGGACUUUUUAGGACCAUAUAUCCUACCCCAGACGCCUGUCUACUGUUUCUCAAAGCCUUCGCAACAGAAGGAUCCGACAGGUCUUCGCUUGAACUUCAAUGGAACGCUACAAUGGCAGUAGAGUCCACAGCUGCGAUGUGUCCGAAUACUAUUGUCGUCACUCAUGGACCUGGUGUGGUCCUGAUGCCAUGGGCUGAUAACGAGAAUGUGACAGCGAUCUUAGCAGCACAUUAUCCUGGAGAAGAGACGGGUAACUCAAUUGUCGACAUUCUGUGGGGCGCCACGGAACCCUCUGGACAACUUCCUUACACUGUACCCAGAAAUGCUUCAGACUACGGUGCACCCAUCGUCGAUACGGUUGUAGACGAGAAGGAUCCGAACGCUUGGCAAUCCGACUUCGUCGAAGGACAAAUGAUUGACUACAGGCAUUUUGAUGCCUACAAUAUCGAUCCGUUAUACGAGUUCGGGUUUGGACUUUCCUACACUACUUUUGAGAUGGGAGAUAUUCUCGAAGUGGAGAUAGUCGAUGGACCCCUAUCACCCAUUGCAAACAUUUCUCUCGGGAUGAUUCCAGGCGGACUGCAGGAUUUGUGGACUACGUGCGCAAUCGUAAAGGGCCAGGUUACCAAUUCGGGCGAUAGGGCAGGAUUCGUGGUUCCCCAACUCUACCUUUCGUUGCCUCAGGAAAGCACCCCUGCUGGUACUCCUCUGAAGGUCUUGCGUGGAUUUGAGAAGAUCUUUCUUGAACCUGGUGAGGGAAAGGAAGUAAAGUUUGAAUUAAUGAGAAGAGACCUUAGUUUUUGGGAUGUCAACGAGCAGAUGUGGGUUAUUCCUACUGGAGCUGUGAAUUUCUUGGCCGGUUUCAGCUCUAGAGACAUCAAGGCAGAAACUAAAUUUUCUCUCAUUGAUUAG